AUGCAAGGGCAGCAGGGUAAUAGCCGCAACGUUGGAAAUGAGAGCAAUUUGUAUGAGAGUGGCAGACACUGUGGUUCUCUGAUUGAGUGGGUUAAGACUGCAAAUUCUUCACGAAGCAAAGCACGCCCGGGACGAAUGAGAAGCUGGUGGAAACUCUAUCUCGCGCUAGAAAAGCAUCCAGGGGAUGGGAUCUGCGACACUGUAGUGGGUGGACGGCUUGAGACAGUGAGAUGUGGGGGAUUAUACGGGUGUCGGCGAUAUCUCGACGCUGUCCCGAUCCGUGCCUUGGGAAGGCAAGCUGGAUCCGAGAGAAGGGCAGCAAGGUCCCCACGAGAAUCGAGAGGGAAUACAAUACAUCAAAGGGAAACUCGUCAUACGGUGGGUGUGGUUUUUACAGUAACAUGCGAGCCCCCGCAUCUGGACCAUCCCGUCUCCAAGAGCAUCGAUUUCAUCAGGAACUCCCUCCUGCACCCGCCACUUGUCAACACCUGCUUUUCGCUUUUACAGCUGUCAUAUUUCCAUCCAGAGCAGCCACCCACAUUUGUUAGGGACUACAUUUGUGGCUCCCAUACUGUGGUUCCGAGCACGGGUGGUGCCAACGAACCCCAGAUGAGGGCGAUCGGAUUUCUUGACCACCUACGCAUUGCUCUUUUCUUGACGACGAAGGAAUGUGGAUGA
Messenger RNA from Histoplasma capsulatum G186AR, 678 nucleotides. RefSeq lists its product as uncharacterized. NCBI's taxonomy places the organism in Eukaryota, Fungi, Ascomycota, Eurotiomycetes, Onygenales, Ajellomycetaceae. The transcript is spliced from 5 exons. The record is from RefSeq and is a predicted model, not a curated record. Bases 1 to 678 code for a protein of 225 amino acids.